Culex quinquefasciatus (southern house mosquito) is the source of this 3211-nucleotide messenger RNA. RefSeq lists its product as uncharacterized. Gene Ontology annotation, biological process: protein import; protein targeting. NCBI's taxonomy places the organism in Eukaryota, Metazoa, Arthropoda, Insecta, Diptera, Culicidae. Gene Ontology annotation, molecular function: ATP binding; ABC-type protein transporter activity. Gene Ontology annotation, cellular component: membrane. The transcript has 2 exons. The record is from RefSeq and is a predicted model, not a curated record. The coding region runs from base 20 to 3145 and encodes 1041 amino acids.
UUCCGCCAAGGCGUCCAGGAUGGACACCAUUAUGCGACCGAUUCGGUGGUUUAUCGGACGUGUCGAGCAAAAUCCGCUUGGAACCGCCGACGAGUUCUACGUCUGGUUCUGCCUUUUGGAUGAUGUCUUGCAGCACGUUCUGCCGGAGACCGACCACAAUCUGGAAAUGUUUGAGCAAAUCCUCAAAUCGUUUGUGCAUUUGGUCAGCAAAGCCACCGUCGAGCAGAUGGAGACGAUCCGGGUCAUUACGCACAACACCGGCCGGUUCAUCGUGCAGACUUGUCCGUUUGUGAACUCGGACAGAGCCCGUUCCAGCGAGGACAAGCCAAUUCUGCAAUCCCAGCUGGACGCCAUCAACCGGAUCAUGGUCGGGUCGGAAUCGGCUAACUUUUUCCGCGAUCUGAUCGACGUGUUCAGCGAAUACUGGAAGAACCGGUGCGAAAUCAUCGAGAACAUUCCGGCAAAGAACUCCCUCGCCCGGAUGGAACAGAUAAAGAAGCAGCUGCUCACGAUCGUGCUCGACGCGUUGCGCAAGAGUAACGUCUCCGUCGGACACAUUGUCGACCUGUUCCGAUCGCUGAACGACUUCCUCAUCGAUCUGAACGACGUUUCAUUCGACUGGCUGAUCAAGGCACUGCCGGAGAAGCAAAUGAAAGCCGUGCAAGGGCUGGAGCUCAUCGAACCGCUAGCCGACCAUAAAUGGACCGGCACCGACAACCAGACGUACCGCGUGCUCGAACCAAUCAAGUUCCAACAGCUCUUCGUCCUCCUGCUGGACGGAGCGCCCUGUCCCAAGCACUACAUCAUCGACAUCAUCUCAAACCUCCUCGAACUCGUCCUCUUUCAGUUGGAGCACAAGCUGCUUCCCGAACCAGACCAGAUCGUGUCCUGCAGCGUCCUUCUCUCCUCGAUCCGAUCCUCGCUGAUGUACCUGCGCGAGCAAGCCGACUACGUUUCGUUCGACCUGUUCCUCGACGAGAGCAUCAAACCUUUCUCCAACGUCGUCCGCAACAGUCAAUCGCUGAACGAGUUUCUCAAGCGAAUCGCCCUGAUCAAGGAAUCUUUCUGCUACAUCCGCAAGCAGAACGAGAUGAGCAUCGCGGAAGCCCUUCGGAUGUACGACGAACUCAACGGCGAGGGCGAUCACUGCGCGGAAAUGCUCCAGCAAGCGUACCAGCAGUACAGCGAUCAGUUUGUGCAGUACAUGGCGGAACCUGCCCGCGAGGAGGAAGAUCUUGACAAGGCCGGUGUGGUGGCCAAGUUGGUGCGGGAGUCCGUCCCGUCGACGCCGAACUUGUUUAGCGGCUGGACGACGCAGUUUAAGCUAACGGAACUGCCAAAGAUCCUGGCCGGCGUGGCCGCCGUCUGGUCCAUCACGGUUUCCGCGGACGUGUCCAGCACCGGGAAGUACUUCAAGCCGCACUGCAUUCAGAUUUUGUGCGUGCUUCGGCUGCUGAGUGCGGAUCGUGCUGAAGACGGCGUUGGCAAGCACCUGGCCCAGGUUCUGACCGGUCAGGGCAAAUCGCUGGUGCUGGCGAUGAUCGCGGCUGUUCUCGCACUAACCGGCCACCAGGUUCAGCUGGUUUGCUACAACAAAUAUCUGGUGAACAGAGACAAGGCCGACUUUGACGAUCUGUACGAUAUGUUGGAGAUCGGCAACGCCAUCCGGUACGGAACCUUCAACAAUAUGGCCAACGCGGUCAUCGCACCGGAGAUUGAUGGAACACCGAAGAACCUGCGGUCGAUUUUGAGUGACUUGAUACUUUCGGAACCAAGACAUGCGCUACCGAGUAAGCCCAAGGCACAGGUGAAAGACAACUCGGUUCUUCUGAUGGACGAAGUGGAUGUUUUCUUCACGAAGGAAUACUACGGAAGUAGCUAUCAUCCAGUUGUAAGACUUAUGGUAGCUGGUUUGGACACAAUUCAGGAGGUAAUCUGGAGGUUGGUCCAUGCCCAAGGGAUGCGAGACGUGUCGCAGGUGAAGAGGCGUAUUUACGAGUUCAUUGCGUCGCCCUCUUUCAAAAGCAAGCGAGAUUUCGAUCAAUUCCUUUACCGAAGAUCGUCUUACGAGUUGGUUGUCGAUAGCGGAGACAAGUACACCAGAAAGCAGUUCACCAACGGAAAGCUCUUUUCGGAGCAACUAAAAUUGAUGAUUACAUGUGCCAUCUCGGUCGCAGACUGCGAUCUUGACUGGGCCAAAUUCAAACUCAACGAGAUGGGUGCGAUAAUGUGCAGAAGCCGCGAUCGUUUCGUGACCUCAACCGUGUCAAGCUACCACUCAAUGUUCAACUAUUUCCGGCUGAAGAAACGCAACUUUAUGCCUAUGGUGAGCAAACUUAAGAACUACGGCUACCUGAUCAUUGCAUGUGGACCCAUCUCGUACGCCAUGCUGCCCAAAACCUUCCCGCUCAUCCUGGGAGUCACCGGAACGCUGACCUCACUGAACCACCACGAAAAGGCGGCCAUCGAGCGGCUCUACAACAUUCGCCGAUCGUCGCUCAUGCCGUCGUUCUUCGGCUGUUGCAACGUGCAGUUCAACCCGGCGGAGAACCUCACCGUCCUGUCCUCCAAGCAGUUCUGGAUGGGCCAAAUCUUCUCGCGUGCCCACGCCGCCAUCGGAGCCAAACGGGCCGUCAUUAUCUUCUUCUACAACGACGCCCUGCUGGAGAACUUCCGCGCCCAGUACUGCGGCCAGCUCGAUCGGCUGGAAGUGCUCACGGAAAAUACCGCCGAGGACGAGCAGGAAGUGCUGAUUGGAGAGGCCGGCGUUGCCAAAACGGUCACGCUGGCCACACGCGGCAUGGGACGGGGCGUCGACUACAAGUCCAGCGUGGCGGUGGAGAAAAGCGGUGGCGUGCACGUGAUUCAGACCUUUUUCUCGCUGGACGUUAAAGAGGAGACGCAGAUCCGGGGCAGAACCUCUCGGAAGGACAACAAGGGCAGCUACGAGCUGAUUCUGUGCGAGGCCCAUCUGAAGACGCAACGGCUGAUGGCAAACGCGGAUUUGUUUGUGACGUACACGAAGCUGGAUGCGGCGAGGGCGGAAAUCGCCCUGAAGGAGGACAAAGACGUUGGGGAGCGGAUUGCGAAGAAUACGGGCGAUCACAUGACCACGCUGGCGUAUUUGCAGUCGUUCUUUGCGUAGUGUUAAAGCAGUUUUCACAAGUUUAAAGUGAGUUCGAAUAAAUGAAAAAGUUCUUUGUCUGUUAAA